AAUUGCUCAGAGGUCGUCUCUUUCAUGCCAGGCAGUACCUCAUGAGGCAUAAAUCUAGGAUCACAAUGGCACCUGCUGAAAACUGUGAUAUUGUUUUAACAUUCCCAGGUAUGUCAUACAGGGGCGUAAGUUCAGACGUUGAAAGUUUGGACGAUGAGGGCCCACUGACUUUUGGGGCCCCAGAGAUCUGUUUUAUUAGUAGUAACUGCGACGCACCGAAAUGUAAAUUGUGGGCCGAAAUCGAUACUGAAUAUGUAGGGAGCACUCUGCAGAAAGAACAAGAAGUUUAUAUAUCGUGCAAAAUCAUUUGAAUGAAAACAACACGCAGAACACAGAGUUGCAGUGAGUCUGUUCAUAUAAACAGGCUUAAAAUUAAUUCAGUGAUAUCAGCACCUGCCGGAUGACAGUCCACAUGAGAUACAUCAUCAGUAAAUGAAAGAUCGUUCCGCUGAUCAUUCCCAUAUUAACAGUUUAAAGUUUGGCUCUUUAUGAUCUCCGACAAUAAAGAAACAUAAUGCUGGUCAGUUGCGCGUCACACAGAGCUUGCGUGUCAUUUUCUGUCCGCUGGUUUUGAACUGUUCUUGUAAUAUUUAUUAGUUACAGCCUUUGUUAUGGCGGUCUUACAGGAUCGUCCUUUGAUAACAGCUAGUGAGAGAUAGCGGGAUAACUGAAGUGAGAGGCGCUGGCGCCGGAUAUUUAGGCUUUUAUUUCGGCCAAAUUUUUCAUUCGGCAGAAACCGAUAAUGCUACUUUUGGCAGCCGAAAUGUUGGUGCAUCACUAGUAGUAGCAGUAUUAGUAGUAAUGUGAUAGAAAUUAUAAAUGUAUUAUUAAAUUGCAGACACAUUUUUGGGAUAGUUGGACUGUAUGUUUGGUGCAGUAUGGGGCCCAAUCACAUAUUCCUUUCAUAGGGCCCAAUAUUGCUAAUGGCACCCGUGAUGGUAUAUACAGUACAUUUACAGUUUGUUUUAAAAAAUAUAAUUAAAUAUAUGACGAUAUUUGCAACAUUUUGUACCAAGACCAGAUCACAGUUACAAUAUGUCGAAUAAUAAAGUGUGAAUGUAACUUUAGAAAUGCUUUUUAUGUUUAUUAUUGAUGGUUAUGCUAUAUCAUCUAAUUCACAGACACCACAGAUGACCAUACGCUGUUAUGGUUACUUAACCAAAUCCGUCUGGGGAUUCCACAUAUCAGAAUCCAGAUUCGGCAACAUAAACACUCUAAAAACUUUGCAUUCUUCAUUACCUCAACCUUUGAGAAGUAAGAGCCUGAAAUGUCUGUAUCAUUUGACAGACGGUCACUGUGUCUUACACAAAUAAAACUGCAGAAUAAUGGUUCAUUUUUCUCUGAAGCUUGUUGCGUGGAGCUGAGCAGAUGGGCAUGCAAAAGGCAGUGAAGCCACGCUAUGGAGGCGGCACUCGCAGGUUUUCCUGUGAGGAGGACGACAUCUACGAGAACAUAGAGAGUGAGCUCUGUUUCUUCACAUCACUGGUCAGUCUUCCGUGUCUGCUGCCUUCUCACACCCUUUGUUUGAUGUUCCACCAGUUUAUGGUAUUAAGAUUUGUCUCUGUGAUGUUUUAAGGAGCGUCAGAGUAUUAUCAAACAUUGGCUCGACAAUCUGAGGGCCAAACAGGGCCAAGCCCUUCAUAAUAUUCACUUCCUGGAUGGUCAACCAAUCAUUGUGUGUGUGUGUAUCCUUUUUAGUACCAGAGCUUUUAGCCAGGGGUGUAAUUCUUCAAAUGUUUCCUAUUCAUGAGCAGAGAAUUCUGAACCAGUUGAUGACAUCCUGGGUUCAGGCAGUCUGUGAGAAACAACCCCUAGAUGACAUCUAUGAUUAUUUUGGGGUGAAGAUUGCAAUGUAUUUUGCAUGGUUGGGAUUUUACACCAACUCUAUGCUUUACCCAGCAGUAAUUGGCUUUCUGCUUUGGAUCUUUGCUGAGUCUGAUCAGACAAGCCAGGACAUCUGCUGUGUGGUGUUUGCCCUUUUCAAUGUGAUUUGGGCAACACUUUUCCUAGAGAGAUGGAAGCGUCGGGAAGCAGAACUGGCGUAUAGGUGGGGCACACUGGACACCCCAACAGAGUCACUUGAAGAGCCCCGUCCACAGUUUCGGGGAGUUAAACGUCGCAGUCCAGUGACUGGAUGUGAAGAGUUUUUCUAUCCACCCUGGAAGAGAAGCAUGUUCUGCUGGUUGAUCAGUUUACCUAUUUGCAUCCUCUGUCUCGGCGUCGUAUGCUUGCUUAUGUUAAUCUGCCUGGAACUUCAAGAAUUUGUCAUGGAAACAAAAGAGUUUCCAAGCAUGUGUCGAUUUAUUCCUAAAAUUCUUCUGGCUAUAACUGUUACUGUAUGUGAUGAAGUGUACAAGAAAAUUGCUCACUGGCUCAAUGAUAUGGAAAAUUACAGACUUCAGAGCACCUACGAUAAUAAUCUCAUCCUCAAAACUGUUUUUUUUCAGUUCAUAAAUUCUUACCUCAGCCUUUUCUACAUCGGAUUUUAUCUCAAAGAUAUGGAGCGCCUGAAAGAGAUGCUAGCUACGCUGCUGAUCUUCAGACAGUUUCUACAAAAUAUAAAAGAAGUGUUACAGCCCUAUCUCUAUGAGCACCAUAAACUGGGAGCUCUUAAGACCUUAUUGGACUUAAUUCACACUAUGUUCUUGAACUACAGCCAUUUGAUAGUACAAAGAAUACGACUGACUUUCCAAGCCCGCCCAGAUGAAAAUAAAUGUGGCAUUUCUCCAGACCAAUCAGAGAAGAGAGAAAGGAAGAGCUUAAUUGCCAGCUACCAUGUUCCCAAAACAGAAGAAGGGGAUGAUGAUUCUUGUCUAAAGCAAAGGAAGGUCAGUUUCACUGAGAAGGUGGAAUACAAUGAAAGAGUUGUGAAAACACCAAAACAAGGAAACUUGCACAACGAUGGCAGUCCUACACUUAUGGAGGAAGGAAUGGAUCCAUCCUCUAUAUUUGACAUAAGUGAUGAUGAUGAUGUUAGUGAUAAGGAAACUGACAAAACUAUGAGUAAACCACAGGCUCAGAGGAGAAAGACCAGAUCUGAAGACAACGGCGGUAUGGAAAAGAAAACGUCUUGGAUGGACCCUCCUGAGGAGAAUAAAUCUACUGUUUUGACUCAAACAGAGAUUGAAAGUUGUAUGCUAAUUUACGAGGAUACUCUCCAAGAUUACCAAGAGAUGUUCAUACAGUUUGGCUAUGUGGUGCUCUUCUCCUCUGCAUUUCCCUUAGCAGCCAUGUGUGCCCUCAUAAACAAUAUUGUAGAGAUCCGUAGCGAUGCCUUAAAACUUUGCACUGGUCUCCAGAGACCCUUUGGUCAAAGAGUAGAGAGCAUUGGACAAUGGCAGACCGCAAUGGAGGCUAUGGGUCUGAUUGCAAUAAUUGUGAACUGUUACCUUAUUGGCCAAUGUGGACAGCUACAACGACUCUUCCCCUGGUUGAGCCCUGAGAUGGCCAUUGUUUCUGUUGUAGUACUAGAGCACUUUGCCAUUCUACUCAAAUAUGUAAUUCAUAUUGCAAUUCCUGAUAUUCCAAACUGGGUGGCAGAUGAGAUGGCGAAAUUGGAAUACCAACGUAGAGAAGCGUUCAAGAAACAUGAACGUCUGACUCAGCAGCAUCAGCAGCAGCAUCGGAGAAAGACAGAGGAAGCAGAAGAGCAUCAAAAAAUGGCGGAGGAACUAGCACGUCAACACAGCGAACUGGAGAAGACAGAUCUUAGUGGAGGUGAAGAUCAACAUCACAAUAAAAGUCCAGGGGCCAAAUUCAUCACUGGGGAUAGAGUCAAGAGACCCAGCUCGCUUUUGGGCAAAUUCACUUCUACAACUUCUCCCACGAGUGGUGAGGCCAAACUUCCAGGUUUUCUAAAGUUCCUCAAGUCUCAAGAGGUGAAAAAGGAAGCCACUGCCGCAGCUGCACACGGGAGCCAAGAAAAAUCACAGUCUCCGAGCAAAUCCUUCAAUCCAGGCAAACUCUUCAACUUUGGAAAAGACAACAUGUAUACUGGUGCUGGUUCUGAUCAGCAAGCUAAAGCAGAUGUCUCUAGGGCCAGUAAUGAACAACACCUUUUUCUUGACCAAACCUCUUCGUCAGAAGAGCUGCCAUCUUCUGAGGUUGAGAAUACGGACUCUGAUACUAAACCUUUAAAAAAACAGUGAAUGAUGAUACUACUCAAAUAUAUAACAUUGAUUGUGCUACAUAACCUUUGCUUGAAUGUAAUAACCGUGUAGUGGUCAAAAGAUUACACCAUAGUUUUCACAUAAUGAUUUAUAUUAAUCUGAGAUCUUACAAAUAUCUUUCUGAAGGAGGCAUGCUUUAGCUCCUGCAUGAAAAUGAACAGGGGCACAGGAAAGCAAGAAAGUUUGAAUGAGCAUAGAUCGAGCAUAUACCAUAAAAAAUAAUAGAUUAUCUAUUUUUCUACACAUUAUUUUGGUACAGGAAAUAGAACCAUAUGACUUAAUCCAUACAUAUUGCAUGAUCUUUGCUGAUAUUGAUUUAAAAAGCAGAGUGAGCACAUAUUGCAAUAAAAUGAAGAAA
Molecule: messenger RNA, 4527 nt
Organism: Triplophysa dalaica
Lineage: Eukaryota; Metazoa; Chordata; Actinopteri; Cypriniformes; Nemacheilidae
Gene: ano8a
Product: anoctamin 8a
Exons: 13
Coding region: 1659-4148 (829 amino acids)
Biological process (GO): chloride transmembrane transport
Cellular component (GO): plasma membrane
Molecular function (GO): chloride channel activity
Source: RefSeq, a predicted model, not a curated record